GUGAGGCUUGAGCGCGGAGCAGGAUUGUGCGCAGCGGGGCAGUGCAAUGCGCUCUCACCCUCUACUGUCCGGAUCCUGGGGUGCUUUCUGCAGCAUGGGUGCACAAGAAGAGCGCUACCGUCUGUGCAGUCACCUUUUCUUUAUAUAAGCAGUGGAAUUCGCGUUUCUUCUGCCACUUUGGAUGGCAUCCUGAGCGAGGAGGAGCCCCUGUGUGCGUGCGUGCGUGCGUGCGUGUGAGAGUGUGUGAGUGUGUGUAACAGCAGAGCGCUUCAUCCUCCCAGCUCCUGGGUUUAGCUCUUCAGCUAGCUAAGGGAAUGAGAAAGUGCAGGUGUGCAGAAGGGUGAGUUUCAAGCUGCACUUUGCUUUUGGACAAUAGAAAUUGAGAUCGGAGAGAGAGAGAGAGAGAGAGAGACAGAGAGAGAGAGAGAGAGAGAGAGAGAGACAGACAGAGGGGCUCAGUCUAACAGGAGGGACUUAGUAAUAAAGUCGAGAAAGCCGAAGAAUAAGAAAAAGGCUGCAAGCUGUGACAAGGAGCAGAGAGCUUCUGUGCAACAUCUCCACAUCUCACUGGAUCCUACAUUAAAUACCUCAGGAAAACAAAAUGUCAUCGCAAACGAAAUACAAGAAGGACAAGGAGAUCAUUGGGGAAUAUGAAACGCAAGUUAAAGAGAUCCGUAAUCAGCUGGUGGAGCAGUUUAAGUGUCUGGAGCAGCAGUCGGAAUCUCGGAUCCAGCUGCUGCAGGACCUGCAGGAGUUUUUCCGCCGCAAAGCCGAGAUUCAGCUGGAGUAUUCGCGCAGCCUGGAGAAACUAGCCGAGAGGUUCUCGUCCAAGAUUCGCUCCUCCAGAGAACACCAGCAGUUCAAGAAAGACCAGCACCUCCUGUCUUCAGUGAACUGCUGGUACCUGGUUUUGAAUCAGACCCGCAGAGAAAGCCGAGACCACGCCACACUCAACGACAUCUACAUCAACAAUGUCAUUGUCCGCCUGGCGCAGAUCAGCGAGGAUGUCAUUCGCCUCUUUAAAAAGAGUAAAGAAAUUGGCAUUCAGAUGCAUGAAGAGUUGGUGAAAGUGACAAAUGAGCUAUACACGGUGAUGAAGACCUACCACAUGUACCACACAGAGAGCAUCAGCGCCGAGAGCAAGCUGAAGGAUGCUGAGAAGCAGGAGGAGAAACAGUACAGCAAGUCCGGAGACCUGAACGUCAACCUCCUGCGGCAUGAGGAGCGCGCCCAGCGCCGCAGCUCUGUCAGGAAGAUCGAGAAGAUGAAGGAGAAGAGACAAGCCAAAUAUUCCGAAAACAAGCUGAAAUGCACAAAAGCUCGCAACGACUAUUUAUUGAAUUUGGCAGCCACCAACGCUGUAGUGGCAAAAUACUACAUUCACGAUGUCUCCGACAUGAUUGACUGCUGUGACCUUGGUUAUCAUGCUAGCCUGGCACGCACAUUAAGGACUUAUCUCUCUGCGGAGUACAACCUCGAGACUUCUCGCCAUGAAGGCCUGGACCUGAUCGAGAGCGCCGUGGACAACCUGGACUCCCGCAGUGACAAGCACAAGAUCAUGGACAUGUACAACCAGGUGUUCUGUCCUCCCAUGCGCUUCGAGUAUCUGCCUCACAUGGGAGAUGAGGUGUGCCAGGUGAGUGCUCAGCAGCCAGUCCAGACGGAGCUCCUGAUGCGCUACCAUCAGCUGCAGUCCCGCUUGGCUACACUGAAGAUCGAGAACGAGGAGGUGCGCAAGACCCUGGAUGCGACAAUGCAGACGCUGCAGGACAUGCUGACCGUGGAGGACUUUGACGUGUCUGAUGCCUUCCAGCACAGCCGAUCCACAGAGUCCAUUAAAUCAGUGGCAUCUGAAGGCUACAUGAGCAAACUGAACAUCGCAAAGAGACGCUCCAACCAGCAAGAGACUGAGCUCUUCUACUUCACAAAAUUCAAAGAGUACCUGAACGGAAGUAACCUCAUCAUUAAACUGCAGGCCAAGCACGACCUCCUGAAGCAGACGCUGGGGGAAGGAGAACGGGCUGAGUGUGGAACAACAAGACCCCCUACCCUACCCCCGAAACCGCAGAAACUACGGAAACCCCGGCCACGCUCCGUCUAUAAUCAUAAGCUGUUUAACGGAAAUAUGGAGACCUUCAUUAAGGAUUCAGGUCAGCCCAUUCCUCUUGUGGUGGAAAGCUGCAUUCGAUACAUCAAUCUGUACGGUCUGCAGCAGCAAGGCAUAUUCCGAGUUCCUGGAUCUCAGGUGGAAGUCAACGAUAUUAAAAAUUCAUUUGAGAGAGGUGAAGACCCACUUAUCGAUGAUCAGAGUGAUCAUGACAUAAACUCAGUGGCAGGGGUUCUGAAGUUGUACUUCAGAGGCUUGGAGAACCCACUCUUCCCUAAGGAACGCUUCCUGGACUUCAUCUCCACCAUUAAGCUCGAUUCAUCCGCUGAAAGAGUCCAUCACCUUCAGCAGAUCAUAGUCACUCUUCCACGUACCAUCAUGAUCGUCAUGAGAUACCUGUUUGCAUUCCUCAAUCAUCUGUCGCAGUACAGCGAUGAGAACAUGAUGGAUCCCUACAACCUGGCCAUCUGCUUCGGCCCCACUCUGAUGCCCAUCCCGGACGGACAGGACCCUGUAGCCUGUCAGGCCCACGUGAAUGAAGUCAUCAAGACCAUCAUCAUCCACAGUGAGGUCAUCUUCCCAAGCCACCGGGAACUUGAGGGCCCCGUAUAUGAGAAGUGCAUGACAGGAGGAGAGGAGUACUGCGAUAGCCCGCACAGUGAACCAGGCACCAUUGAUGAGGCGGACAACGGAACUGAGCCACACACCAGUGAUGACGAGGUGGAGCAGAUAGAAGCAAUCGCUAAAUUUGACUACGUAGGGCGCACACCGCGAGAGCUCUCCUUUAAGAAGGGAGCAUCCUUGCUGCUCUACCAUAGAGCAUCAGAGGACUGGUGGGAAGGCAGACACAACGGAGUGGACGGUCUCAUCCCUCAUCAGUACAUCGUAGUGCAGGAUCUGGACGACGCCUUUUCUGAUAAUCUAAGCCAGAAGGCAGACAGUGAGGCAAGCAGUGGGCCACUGCUAGACGACAAGGCCUCGUCCAAAAAUGACCUCCAUUCACCUUGUGAGACAGCACCAGAGUAUAACUUCAGUGCAGUGAUGGGCAGGGUACGUUUGCGAUCGGAUGGUGCGGCUAUCCCACGGCGUCGCAGUGCUACAGAGAGCCACAGUCCUCCACGUGGUUCUGACACACCUCCUCGUGCAGCUGCAUGUCCCAGCAGCCCCCACAAAGCCAUGCUGAGCAGCAGGAGCCGCGUGGAGAGUCCUGAUAAGAGACGCCUGGGCACAUUUGGCAGCGCUGGCACUAUAAACUACCCUGAGAGAAAGGUUUAUGGAGAAGGCCAUCCUCUGAGACCGAGCACUGGCACACGCCACAGCAGCCUGGGAGACCAUAAGAGCCUGGAAGCUGAGGCCUUAGCUGAGGAUAUAGAGAAGACGAUGAGUACAGCUCUGCACGAGCUGCGUGAGCUGGAACGUCAGAACACAGCCAAGCAGGCCCCGGACGUGGUGCUGGACACACUGGAGCCACUGAAAAAUCCUGUAAGCUCGGAGCCGGCCAGCCCCUCACAUACCAUCGCCAUCCGCGACCCUGAGGCGGCUCUGAGACGUGGAAGCAGCUCCUCCUCCAGUGCUGCUGAGACCAUGAUGAUGAGCACAUUCAAACCAGCGCUGUGUGCCAGGCUGCCCAGUGCCCAGCUGCGACCUCCAGCUAUAAGGCCCGUACGCCCCGUGCCCUCUCAGCAGCAGCGAUCCAGCAGCUCUGGCUCGUCCGGAGUGGGCAGCCCUGCCAUCACCCCUACUGACAAGAGCUUUCCCAGCAGCCCCUCCUCUAACACAGCCGACAAACAUGGAGGCAGCAUGUAGCUCCUCCAGGAGUCAGGGUCAGGGUUGGCUCUCCGAUUUGUAAUUCAGCCAGCCUUAGGAAGACCGAAUUGAAGGGGGAAAUCUUUCACAAGUUUUUUUUUAAUUAUUAUAUUAGGUAUAGAAUUUUGAAAUUCAGAAUGAGCCUCAGAACACUCCAGAAGUGAGCUGUGGUUACUAAGGCAACAAGGCAUAUGAAGUCACGAAGUUUACUUUUAUAGCACUCAGUGUGGUAAAACAUGAGGUGUAAAAAAAAUACUGGAAAAUAAUAACAGCUGUGUACCACAUACAGUAGGGUCUAAAAGAGUCCACAACUAAAAACGGAUUUUAUCUGUGUUAGUUGGAGUACAAGUGAAUACAUUUUUACAAGAUUACAAAGAAAGAAAGUUUGCAAUUUACUGAAACCAUAGCUAUGAUAAUGCAUAACACAGAGGGCCAUAAUAAUUAAAUCAAGUUUAGCUGUAACGUGUUAAUAGUAUAUCUGUGUUAACGAUUUAAUUGAAAUAUAUGGCAUUCCACCUCUUAAAAAGAAAGCAAAUGGCAUGCAAACUGGAUAUUCAGCUAUAUUUCAGUUCAAUAUGAUGAACUUCUAAAUUUUAAAACAUGUAUUCUCAAAUAAUACAUAUUAACUAAGUGGAUUUUUGUAUUUGCUUUUAAUAUGUGGAGCAAGUACAAACAUUUUAGAAGUGGAGUCUGUGUUUUGGACCCUACAGUAUAUAUUAUUAUAUAGUAGAAGUGUAUCUGUGUGAAUAUACACACAUACACAUAUAUAUAUACCCACAUAUAUCACUAUCUAUAUGUGUAUUUAAAUAUAGAUUAUACCAACAUCUUAAUCAGAAAUGUUCAUGAUAAGUCACCCUCUUAGGCCAGUCACACACAGUAGAGCAAUACUAAACGAAAUUGCUGUUUGUUUCUCUCUGCACUGCUCGGCCAGAGGUGUUGUUAUUGAGGGGGUGGAGCUCUCUCUCAGGGGAGGUCCCAUAUAGCCCCUCCCCUAAAACCUGACUGUUGCUCAAAGCAGCCUGUGACUCCAAGACCGCCCACAUGGGUUGUUGUAAAUAGAGAUAUACUGUACUUGAACUGGUAAUGCCUUUUGUUUUGUAGUAUAAGGGAUGUUCAGUUAAGUAACAACAUAGCCAAGUUGUAAACAUAUAUGAGAUGCAGAAACUGAAACCAAUAUUCAUUACCAACUAAUUGUAAGAAACCUGUGGUAAAGAUGUAGUUUACUUUGUAUAUAAUUUUUAAGUAGGUUGUUUAUGUCAAACAUGUAUAUUUAGGGACAGAACAGGCAAGAAUACAUGGCAUUUCACAAAAACCAGUCACAACCAGCAAACAAAGAUUGCAUUCAUAAAUAUGGGUACUUUGUGUUCCCUGUCUGAGCCAUUACUUCUAAAUAUAUUCCAUUUUAUUCUGUCUUCAUCAAAAAAGCAUUUCUGAAACUCAUAAAUUUUAAACACACUUGGACCAAGCCAGUCAUUCCUAUUUAACCAAUCCCAUCUUUUCAUAAGGAGCCUUCAGGUUCUUUGGGUACACUUGUAGAAAAUGGUCCCUCAACAGGAUAUUCAAGGGUGCUUAGCUUCCUAAAAUGGUUCUACUUGGAAACUCUUCUGAUAGGGAAACCCUCUUUUGUACAUACCAGGACAAGGGACGUGCCGAAGAACUCCUAAUCUUUUUUUUUUUUUUUUUUUUCCAGACUACACUCAUAAGGUGUAAAUGUUGAUUUUCUUGAAUAAUGUCUUAGUUAAGGAAACUGUUAACACCCGAUGAUUAUAUUCAUCUUGAACGUAUCCAACAAAGACAUAUAUUAUUGUAGCUAUACCUUACAAGGACAAUGUGUAACCAUAUUUUCUCAACGGUUGUAGGUGGUGCUGUAGCCUACUGAAAUGUUUACAGAAAAAUAUUACAAGUAGCACAUGUGGAAAAAAGCAAAACAAACAAAAAAAAAUUUUUGUACAACACCUAGUCAAUAUAUUAUUAAACUCUUACUCCUGCCACAAACCUACAAACCACUUCGAGAUAGAUUUGUACACAUAUUGUACAUCUGUACACAUACUGUACACAUACAUGACCAGUUAAUCCUCAAUAACAUCAAUGUGUUAUUAUUUAUACCAUUAUUAAUAUGAGUUGCUUUCCCAAGACCUUAAAGGGCUUGAGUACUCUAUAUUUCUAACACAUGGGGUUAUGUAGAGAUAUAGAGAGCCUUGCUAAUCCCAGAUUGAUAAUUCCCACUUCAAUGCAAAGCAGACUCUGCAGGGAAUGUCUCACUUGCCCCCAUUCUGUCACAUAAAUUCCAGUUCAUCUUCAGCUGGUUUCCAGAUCUCCCCCUCGUCCUGCUCACUGCACUUGGAGGAGGAAUUCUUACUCAGGCACGAUGAUUGCCCGACUGAACCAAUUAUCCGCUUCAGUCAGUCUCUAAUCUCAUCUUCACCGCAGAUAAUCAAACAUGUCCACUUUUUUUUGCCUUCUUAUUUGCCGACUCUUGCCUGUUCUGCUCUAAUUGACAGUAUGUAAAUGCUUGUAUAGUUGCAAGAAAAAUUCUGCUGGGAAAAAGUACUGUUACUGCACACUUUGCUUGGUUUGUAAUGUGAUGAUGUUUAGAGAGUGGAGCCCUUGUCUUAAUGUAUCAACAGCACAGACAUCUUUAUCUCUCUCAUUAUUUAGGCCUUUGGUUCAAACACGCACAGGCAUCUUUGUCUGAGUCUUAGCCCUGAUCAAUGUGCCAUUCUUUUAUGUUGCAUUACAAUGACUUGGCCCUUAUCUUACUGUCAGCAUUUUAUACCCGGUUAUAUAAGCAACCAGUAAUUAGUGGACAGUCACUAAUUACUGCUCAGCUAGCUCGGCCUCAUCUUCUGCAUGGACUUUCAUUGUGCAUGUGAGGGUGAAAGAUGUGCAUGUGCUUCUCUGAGACAAUGCAAUUGUGCCUUUCUCAGAUCUACCACACAGUCCUUUAAAAGGAGACAAGGAAGGUCAUUCAUCAUACUAGCAUAGCAUUAUUGUGACACUUCACACACUGAUUCAUACAUAUGAAAUAUGAUGUCAAGCCAGAGAAAGUGAGAAAGGCAUUCUCAUACAUAUUUUUCAGUUAUACAGGUCCAGUGUGGCUGUUUUAAGGUUUCUGUGCCUUGAGGCGUGCCUCUGUAAGAAAGCACCACUAACAGUUAGAAACACUCGCCCCUUAACAAAACUCUGCUAAAUUGUACCUUUCCUUUUAGGAUGUUACCAUCAAGUGCGCAUCUUUUGUACUUUUAGUUUGUUUGGUUUUUUGUUUGUUUUUAGUUAAUUUGUAAGUUUAAUACCUGGGAAGGUGCAUGUAGUGUGCCUUUAAAAAUUUAAUCUCAAACUUGCAUAACAAUACAACAGGGUCUCUAAGCUUCAGUAAGCUUAGCGUGUAUAUAAAUAUAUAUAUAUAUAUAUAUAUAUAUAUAUAUAUAUAUGUGUGUGUGUGUGUGUGUGUGUGUGUGUUAGUUUUUAAACGUAAAUAAAUACAUAAAAGGGUGGUAUCGUUGCCAUCUCACAGCCUACUGUCUGUGUGGAGUUUUGCAUGAUUGUCCCGUGUCCACAAAGGUUUGAACAAUCAUGAAAAAUCUUGCAUGUAGGUGGACUGGCUACACUAAAUUGCCUCUAGGUGUGAAUAAGUGUGUGAAUGUGUGUGUGCAAUGUGCCCUGUGAAGGACUGGCAUCCCAUUCAUGCUUCACACCCAGUGUUCCCUGGAUAGCCUCUGGAUAAUAAUAAUAAUAAUAAUAAUAAUAAUAAUAAUAAUAAUAAUACAGGUACAAAUGAUGUAGUCUUGAGGGUCACACUUCAGUGAGGAAAGGUAUGGUUUAGUACUUUUAUUUAUGUGACUUUUAUUAUGUGAUAUUGUGGCGCUCUGAUGAGUAGUCAUUAAUUAGAUCCACUUCCACUCUGACUGGUGAUUCCUCUGGUGUCUUUGUUUGGAAAGCAUGGAGACUGUCUUUGGUCCUGCAGCAGGUCCUGCACUGCCCUCUGGAGGCUGGAAAGAGUUUCCUCUGUGCUCUUCAUCUCCCUCUACUGGAAAAUGCUGGAUUUAUGUGUUUAAUCAGAGAGCUGUCACAUAUGGAGUAAAGCAAUUUGUCUGUGUAGAGUACACCGUUAAAUUAAAAUUGGCACUAAACAGUUGUGCAUCAUUACAGUGAAUCACACAAUGUAUCAUCUAUGUAUAUGGACACACUGCCCUCCACCCUGGCAUUAGUCAUGAUGUUAAAUCAGUAAUACUAAUUUGGUUGUUCUUGAUCUCAUUUGAAACAUUGACCACUAACAGCUACUCCAGAUAUGAGCACAAACAGCACAAUUCCAAAUUACCAUAAAGUAAAUGACUGUAUUAUCUAUGUUAUGUGUCAAACUUUAUUUUUACUUACCUUUUAACAAUUUUGUGGCGCAUUCAUUUUUGUUGACUUUGAUAAACUGUUUUGAUUAUGAUCAAGGUUCUUGGAGUUUAUCGUAUUAUAAAUUGAUAAUAAUCAGGAACGUCUGGUCAGCUAUCAGCAGAUGGCUUGUUGCCCUGCAUUGGAUUCUUUGAAAGUGCUCAUGAGUAGGAGCUGUUGAACUUGUUGCUAGAGAUUAAUGACAGAUGUAUGAAGGCUGCAGUCCAUAUCACACCAUACUGAGGUUUUAAUAAUCACCAUCUGUUUCUUGUGUGUUAUAUAAUUCCUACCAUUCCUGUCUCCUCUCCGUAUGACCUGAGACUGUGCUGCACAAAAGCUUUGACUUUCUGCUCUUCGUAUAAUCCUUCUACCUAUCCUUUUAGCUAAUGCAUUGCAGUAUUUAAGGCCUAGUCAAAUCUUCUAUGGUACUUGCACGAUUACUGAGGCACUUGGUGCACUCCUGUCCAUUACGGACUGUAUGUGGACCAUGAAUUCUGAAAGUUUUUUUUUUUUUUUCUGUCAGUUUGAGAACGUAUGCUCUAAUGGGUGUUUAUUGUAUGUAUGCUUGAUUGUAUGUAUGCUAAGGUAACAGACUUCCUCCUUCUCUAGACACAGCAUUCAUAAAGCCAAACUUGCGUCUGUCUGUAUUAGUGAGUUGUGAAUAUUGACAUACUGUUUUUCGCCCUCCUAUUAACCCUUCUGUCUAAUGAUGCUGUUUGUUCAUGAGUGUUUGGAUGGUUGAUUCCUCCCUGUGUAGGUUAACUGUACACCAUGCCACUGUUUGGAUGUGAAGAAUUCUCAAAUCCAAAAUAAAAACAACUGACUUUUUUUGACAACUUA
Pangasianodon hypophthalmus (striped catfish) is the source of this 9133-nucleotide messenger RNA. RefSeq names its product SLIT-ROBO Rho GTPase activating protein 3 (gene srgap3). The coding region runs from base 602 to 3913 and encodes 1103 amino acids. The transcript has 22 exons. Gene Ontology annotation, molecular function: protein binding. Gene Ontology annotation, biological process: negative regulation of cell migration; signal transduction. Lineage: Eukaryota; Metazoa; Chordata; Actinopteri; Siluriformes; Pangasiidae. The record is from RefSeq and is a predicted model, not a curated record. Gene Ontology annotation, cellular component: cytoplasm.